Messenger RNA from Synchiropus splendidus (mandarinfish), 811 nucleotides. It is a transcript of the gene c6h1orf74, whose product is annotated as chromosome 6 C1orf74 homolog. Bases 1 to 780 code for a protein of 259 amino acids. NCBI's taxonomy places the organism in Eukaryota, Metazoa, Chordata, Actinopteri, Syngnathiformes, Callionymidae. The record is from RefSeq and is a predicted model, not a curated record. The transcript has a single exon.
AUGCUGUUUGUGUUUUCUGAAGUCAUGUCAUCUUUGGAACCCUUUGUUACUGCGGCUCGUAAAUAUGUGUCUUGUGGGAAGAAGUCCCUCUCAGUUGUCCAGAGUCUGGACCUGGCUGCUCAAGUCUCUGCAGUGAACUUGGGUUUGAAACCUGCUCUUCUGUACGACACCAACGCUGCCACUCCAGAACAAGUCACCCGAUAUUUGACGUCUCUCCAGUCCGACCAAUUGGUGUCCGAUUCUCUGCACACUUUGCAUUUAAAUGACAACACACUGAUCUUUAAUCAGGUGACGCUGAGGUCAAAUUUACAAAGAAUUCUGAAUCAAGAUGGCAUGAUUGUGAUGGACGUCUGCCCGUCACUGGAGACCCCGACCAUCAUUGAUGGACCGCUGAGAAGCAUUGCUCAAGAUUUACUUUGUCUGCUGGAGGGUCAGUUAAAGAAGACUUGCUGUGUUACAGAGAGGUCGAAUGAGUGGAACCUGUGCACCGUUUUCGGUCUUCUUUUAGGUUACCCUGCCACCUACUGGUUUGAUCAGACAAAAAGCUUUGAGAACUGCCUGUCCAUGACUCCUCUCUCAGUGACCACUGCUUCAGCGACCCUGCACACGCACAGAUUCUCCCUGUACUCCUUCAGUGUUCCAGCCGCUUUGCUCAAAUAUACUCAGGCAGCAUUGGAAGACUGGAAGCUUCGUCUUCAGAUGGGAUUCCAGCAACAGAAUGUCUUCGAGGAUCUCACCAUCUCUCAUGCAGCUGUCACUCUGCCCUCAGUUUGUCUCUGAUGCGUGUAUGAAGUCAUUUAAUAAAACUGAA